Molecule: messenger RNA, 1248 nt
Organism: Limanda limanda (common dab)
Lineage: Eukaryota; Metazoa; Chordata; Actinopteri; Pleuronectiformes; Pleuronectidae
Gene: rhoh
Product: ras homolog family member H
Exons: 1
Coding region: 94-681 (195 amino acids)
Biological process (GO): small GTPase-mediated signal transduction
Molecular function (GO): GTPase activity; GTP binding
Source: RefSeq, a predicted model, not a curated record
AAAUACUUUGUGAGCCUUGGGAUUAUCCACCUCUACAAGUUAGAGAAAAGAUUUACUCGAAACAACCACGUCCAGAGAUCACCAGUGUCAACCAUGAAUGACCCAGCGGAGAUGUCGGUGAAGUGCGUCCUGGUUGGGGACAGUGGGGUUGGCAAGACGGCCCUCCUGGUCCGCUUCACCUCAGAGACCUUUCCGGACACCUACAAGCCCACGGUGUUUGAUAAUACAGGGGUGGAGGUGUACAUGGACGGGGUUCAGAUCAGCCUGGGCUUGUGGGACACGGGGGGCAACGACAACUUCAGACAAAUCCGCCCGAGAUCGUACCAGCAGGCCGACGUCGUCCUCAUCUGCUACUCUGUGGCCAACCCCAACUCUCUGGCCAACGUCCAGCACAAGUGGAUGGCCGAGGUUCGAGAGAACUUGCCCAGGGUGCCCGUGCUGGUUGUGGCCACCCAGACGGACCUGCGGGAGACGGGGGCACAUCGGAGCAGCUGUAUCUCAGCAGCGGAGGGGAGACGCAUGGCUCAAGAAGUCCACGCCAAAGGCUACCUGGAGUGCUCCUCCCUGAGCAACCGAGGAGUGCAGCAGGUCUUUGAGUACGCGGUGCGGACGGCUGUUAACCAGGUCAGGAAACAGGCCAGGAGACGCAUGUUCAGUGUAAACCAGUGCAAAGUCUUUUGACCUUUGACCUCUGACAUGGUGGAUUGUCUUGAACUGUCAUGACUUGACUCAAUGUGUGCUACUGUUCAAACUCAGAGAGACCUUGUCUAACCCUAAGCCUUGUGCAGAGUUGGAUUUGAUUUAUACUUUCUCACUAACAGGGUUUUACUCCUAAGCAGCCAUCAUGCAAAUGUUUGAGUUGAAAUUAUACUUUUGUUUGCUCAAUGGUGUGACGUUAGACAUUAGUCUAUUCUUCUGAUCUGUUUUUAAGCAAUCAACAGUACAUUUCACGAGAUACUUCAAGUGGGGCAUCAGAGGAUGUUUUGUCAAUACCUUUACUAAAAUUUAAGCAUUUUAAGCUUUGAUGGUGAUGUAGAUAGCAUGUCAUUUUUCUAAUUAUUUUACAUUAGGUCAGCCGUGUAAAGAUGAAGACAAAGAAGAAAAAGAAUAUGUGAGUCUGGAGCUUGAUCUGCAAAUGAACUUAAGAAUUUCAGCGAAAACCAAAUGUGUGUCUUUAUCACCACAAAUAAAAUGACACAACCAGCUGUAUGGAGCUUUAAAUGUGAUUUACCCAUUUGACUAAAUCAA